Molecule: messenger RNA, 720 nt
Organism: Stylonychia lemnae
Lineage: Eukaryota; Ciliophora; Spirotrichea; Sporadotrichida; Oxytrichidae
Source: the annotation of a GenBank genome assembly
AUGACUGUAUCUACUACAAUUAACUCAUUCUUAUUGACAUUUGGACCUCUCAUUGUCACCUACCAAGGUCUCAAUCUCAAGCAAUUCAAUGCCUAUCCAGCAUGUUUCUUUGGUGCCAUUGCCUUCCUUCUAACUCAGAUCGGCAAGUUCAUUAUUUUGGCUAUCGCGUUCCCUUUGAUUUUCCCAGGCGAUGACUUUAGCGAGGAUGAUGAGCAAGGUAGCAAAUUCCAGGUUGAACAUGACGUACUUAGAGCUUUAGUUUCUUGCGUCGACAUCGUUGGUCUCUACUUCGUUCUCAAUGCAAAGAGACUUAUGACUAUCAUGGGAGACUUAGAUGUUAAGAUUGUUGCAGUCGGCUUAGGCUGGAGUGCAGCUGAACUCGUCACUUCAAACUUCCUCGAUAUCAUAUUCCAAAGCUGGUCCAACGAGAUGAAGUCAGAGUACAUAAUGCAAGCACUAUCAGCUAACCUAGACAUUCUUGAAAUCAUUGCAUUAACUUAUCUAGCCUAUACCUUGACCAAGAAAGAAGAGAGUUCAAAGAAGAAUCUAGUGUAUAUUCUAGUUGUUUUGAGAUAUCUUAUGCCAGUAGUACUCAGAUAUACUAAGGAAUAGACUAAGGACGUUGCCAGAGAAUGCGAUUUAUGCUAUGAGUCUAUGUUCAUAGGUGCCAAGGCAAUCUUCGCUGGAUUACUCUAUUUGGGAUCUCAAAAGCUUAAAUGA